CGGGUGUCACAGACUAAACUGUCCGGCCAAAGUUGACAGCAAUGGAGGACAGAGCGAGCAGAGGCAGGGGAGGCAGCUGGAGAAGAGGCGGUAGGGGAGGAAGCGACAGCGACAGUCACGGCGGUGAACACCGAGGCAGAGGGAGAGGAGGUCACCAGCGAGGCAGGGGGAAAAGAGACCACUACCGGGGUCGUGGACGCGGGGGAAGCGGCCGUACAGCGGAGUUCCAUCACCGGGAUAAAGAUGAGGGGGGCGACUUUCAGGAGGAAGCGGAGAAGAUGGAGGUUUUCUCCAGGAGAAAACUGGAGUCUAACUGGGACCGAUAUGCUGAGUCAGAGAGGCAGGGGCCCGAAGACGACACGCCCACUCAGAGAGGAACUGACUACCACGUCCUGCUUGAGUCAGCAGGGGAUUCAUUCACUCAAUUCCGCUUUUCUGAGGAAAAGGACUGGGAGAUGGACUCAUUUGCAGCCAACAAGAUGUCUGGAGUGUUUGUGGACCUCCCAGCACUCGCUCUGAGUCUCCAACAGCUGCCUCUCCAUCAGAGACUUAACCUGGAGGCCGAGCUGCUUCAGGUCUCGACACCAGUAGAACUACCCGCUGUGACCAUCACGCAGAAACAGGAGACGCCCCAAGCGGCCACAGUCCCUCCUUCAUCUGCAGCUUUCAAAGUCCUCAGCACCAACCAGAAAGUGACUGCAGCGACAAACCCAGCGUCAGGUCCAGGCUCCAAGGUUUCCUCUCACGCUGCAGAGCCUCUGCAGGUGGACGAUGCUGACGAAGAGCUGGACCUGCUGCUCAGUUUACAGAAACCGGUCGAGGACGUUUCAGAAAAGCAGACCGUCGGUGUGGAGGGCGAGGAGAGAGCGCCUCCAGAGAAAGCGUGUGAGGAAGUGAAGGAGGUGGUAGAAGAGAAGAUGGAGGAGGUGAAAAACAAAGAUGUCACACCUCCUCGGUCUGCUUCCGUCAGGCAGGAGGUGACGGAGGAGGACCUGGAGGACUGGCUCGACAGUAUGAUCUCCUGACCGCCGCACUCUGAGGAGGUGUGUGAAAGCAAACUGGACUUCUCUACAUCAACUUUCAGACUGAAGAUUUAAAGUUUACAAGCUGGACGGACCUUCACAAAAGGACUUGAAGGUUGUUUUUUUUGUCACUUUGCUUAAGAUGAAAUUGUGCUCAGGUAAUUUGUUUGUCUCGUUUUUUUCCCGCUGUUAGCGAUGGGACAGUACGUCUCGAACGUUUGUGAGAUGGUGUCAUAAUGUUCCCUCUAUGUGUCGCAGAGGAUUAUUCUCUGCUCCUUGUGAGGCUGUGAAAAGUUACACACCACAGGAGUGUCUCCAUCAGAGAUGUCACACACACACACCGAAGGGACGGACAACACGUCAGGUUUAUUGCGUCAAUUCCUUUAUUCACUUCCUCCCCCCCUAAUCGAAAGAAAUGCAGGUGUUUACCAAAAGCUACUACAUACAUACAAAUGGCCAUACAAUAGCAGGUAACCAUUUUGUCGCCAAUAAAUCUUUGAACCAACUUCUUGUCCUCUUCGUCUUCCUCAGUCGCGGGGCUCUUCUUCUGUGACGAGAAGUGCAGGCAGGCAGGACACCACAGCUCAGAAACAAAAACCAAACUAAGCAACAUUUACACAAAGGUCAUCUAGAUUUUAUACAACAAAUGUUUUCUCUCUCUCUCUCUCUUAAUUUUUUUUAAAUUAUUUAAAAGCCACAAAACUAGCUGGAGCUAAAUCUGCUUGUAACUAAUCCAGAACUAGAGCACUGCUUGUGUCAGGAGGAACAAAAAUGAUCAGUUUUUUUUUUUGUUUUUUGUUUUUUGCAUAGUUUCUCAUAAGGCACGUCGGCACUGUUUUAACACCUUAGGUGGGGUCAUGUGUGGUCCUGAAAGAACCAUUUUCAUUUCGUCAGACGGGUUUGAAAGGCAGGUCAGGUU
This is a messenger RNA of Labrus mixtus (cuckoo wrasse), 1941 nucleotides long. It is a transcript of the gene aven, whose product is annotated as apoptosis, caspase activation inhibitor. Gene Ontology annotation, biological process: negative regulation of G2/M transition of mitotic cell cycle. Lineage: Eukaryota; Metazoa; Chordata; Actinopteri; Labriformes; Labridae. The record is from RefSeq and is a predicted model, not a curated record. The coding region runs from base 42 to 1025 and encodes 327 amino acids. The transcript has 6 exons.